GCUCAUGUACUGUGCAUUGGAUUGGGCAACAAACCAACAUGGCUGCGCGCAUCGUGGGGUGGGCGAGCAAAUCCGAGUGGAUUCAAAUCUACCAAGAACUUUACAGCAACGAUCCGGUACAGAUCCAACAUGCCCUAGACCGAGUUGUUGCUUGGAAGAGUCGCCUCGACACGAAAAUGCCGAUCGCGAUAGACUGCACCUCGUCUCUGACUGCGGUUUGGCUAAGGGAUAGCGGUGCACACGUGAGGGGGGAGGGGGGCAGUUCGGCACCGAACAGCCACGACUUGUUCCAGCUCCGGCUAGCGUACUCCAUGGCACUGGCAAGGUUCGUGAACCUUGUGACGGACGCGAGCCAAGACAAAUUCUACAUCCAGCCUGUUCAUGUCAUGGCCAAGGAGAUGGCGCUGCCCGAGUGGAUGGUGAGCCUGCGCCACGAGGCGACCCACCGCAGCCUGCCGUCUCUGCCCGUGCUCCGGUCGGGGGCGCGCUUUGCUCUCGCCUGGCUGAGAGAGAAGUACUGGGAACCGCAGCUGCAGCAAUGUGGGGAACUGCCAGGGGGAGCCGCUGAGAAGGGGCAGUUAGAUGUGGAAGAAGUGAGACAGGCAGUAGUUGGACUGCUGAUAUCAUUUGAACAGCAUCAGUUUGAGAUUUUAUCGGAAAGAAGUACCAAGAAGAAGAGGAGUCACCACACAACACUUCUACAAGAGGUCCUCUCAAACCUGGCCGCUCUCAUGGCUGGAAACAGGGAGACUGUCGUUGCAUGCCUGUGUCGCCGGGGAUUCCUGAUCCCCACACCUGAACAGACAACGGCUCUUGGCUUAACUAACUAUGAUGUCUUUCCUGAAAGCGAUGGAUCAGAGUUGCCACAAAUAGACAAAAAGUUCCAGGACUUUUGGAAGCCAAUUUUUGAGCUGUUACAUCAAUCAAACAGCAUCCCCCCGUUGUUAGAGAGACUUGUACAGCAGCUGGGUACUUAUGCAGAGGAAGAUUUGGAGUUUGCAGUGGGGUGGAUAGCAUUGAUCACAACAGCACAAAAUUCACAAGAUAAGAAGAGUCUGGAGAGACUUCUGCACAAGGUCAAAGUCGAGUUGCCAUGGAGACGGUUGAUCACCUGUUGCCUAGCAACGCCCAAUAAACACACCACACCUCUGGUCCACAUGUGA
Messenger RNA from Branchiostoma floridae (Florida lancelet), 1163 nucleotides. Its product is annotated as ribosomal biogenesis protein LAS1L-like. The transcript has 8 exons. Gene Ontology annotation, cellular component: Las1 complex; preribosome, large subunit precursor. The record is from RefSeq and is a predicted model, not a curated record. Gene Ontology annotation, molecular function: endonuclease activity. The coding region runs from base 39 to 1163 and encodes 374 amino acids. NCBI's taxonomy places the organism in Eukaryota, Metazoa, Chordata, Leptocardii, Amphioxiformes, Branchiostomatidae. Gene Ontology annotation, biological process: maturation of LSU-rRNA; maturation of 5.8S rRNA.